Molecule: messenger RNA, 1355 nt
Organism: Entamoeba nuttalli P19
Lineage: Eukaryota; Evosea; Mastigamoebida; Endamoebidae
Exons: 2
Coding region: 6-1355 (449 amino acids)
Source: RefSeq, a predicted model, not a curated record
UUGCAAUGUUACAAUCAUAUGUUACAUAUUCUGAAUAUAAUAUGAUUUAUCAUUUUAAAGGAAAGCAAUAUGUUUUAACAUUUCCAAGGAAAGUUGUUAAAGUAUAUCCAUUAAAUGUACCAUUUAGUUUAGAAUAUGUAGUAAUGGUAUUUUGUAAUAGUAUCAGUAUUAAUCAUAUAAAUUUAAAAGAAGGGACAUUAAAUAAUACAACAAUUUAUUCAUUUUCUACAAUAAUUGAAAGUGUACAAGAUUAUUUUUCUAUAGUAAGAGGAGGGAUGAGUAAAUUUGUACUAUUAUAUAAUCAAAAAAAAGUAUUUUUAUUUGAAGUAGCACCACUUAAAUUACAAGGAGCAACACCAGUCAGUACGAGUGAAUUUAUGAUAGAAAAUAGUAAACAAACAUUUAAUGGGAAAAUGAUAGAAUUUGAAGAAGAAUUUACAUGUGUUAGUUUAGGAAAAACGAUAUAUUUAGGAGGAAAAGAAGGAGUGUUUGAAGUUAAUGGGAAGGAAAUAAAAAAUAUAAGUAAAGAAGUUGCAAUAAGAAUUGUAAGUGGAAAAGAAAAUUUAACAAAAGAUGUUAAUGACCAAAUAGGGAUUUUAACACGGAAUAAAAUUAUAUAUGGAGAUGUUACUCAAGUUGGAUUUAAAGAAAGAGAAAGGAAAGAAAUAGAAAAAUCAAUCAAACAUAUUUCAACAGGAUGUUAUGAAAAUGUAAUGAUGAUAGGAUGUGGGUUUUCAGAUAAAACAAUAGUAUAUUCAUAUGGGAAUGAACUUCAAGAAAAAGAAUUUAGAAAAGGAAAAAGUAAUAUAGGGAAAUAUUUUGGAUUAGUUGAAGAUAAAGUAGUAAUUAUUACGAAUGAUAUAAAAGAAGGAUGGAUAGAAGAAAUAGGAAUUAAAAGAGAAGAAGGAAUGGAAUUAGCAUUAAUACCACAAAGUGAUAAAAAAACCGGGAAUGAAAAUGAAGAAAAAAGAAGAAUGAAUGAAAUUAUUAAAAAACAAAAUGGAUAUAUUGAAAAAGAGAAUCAACAAGCUAUUGAAUAUAUUAAAGAAUAUAAAGAAGAAUAUUGUGAAAUGAAGAAUAAAAAUAAAGAGAAAGGAAAAAUAGGAAAAGAACAAAAUCAAAAUUAUGAAGAAGGAAGAAAAAUAGAAGAAAAUAAUCAAAAUGAAAAAAUGAAUAUUCCUAUGAUAGAUUCAACAUAUUAUGAUAUAUUUUCAUCAUAUGUUAAAGAAUAUGAAGAAAUAAGUAUAAUGUUAAAUGAAUUAAAUGGAUUAUUAAAAACAAUAGAUGAAUUAAUUGGACGUAGUGAUAAAUCAAUUACAGAAUAUAAUUCAUUAUUAGAAAUAUUAGAAAAAUAA